Molecule: messenger RNA, 1667 nt
Organism: Engraulis encrasicolus (European anchovy)
Lineage: Eukaryota; Metazoa; Chordata; Actinopteri; Clupeiformes; Engraulidae
Gene: atf7ip2
Product: activating transcription factor 7 interacting protein 2
Exons: 15
Coding region: 287-1483 (398 amino acids)
Biological process (GO): regulation of DNA-templated transcription
Cellular component (GO): transcription regulator complex; nucleus
Molecular function (GO): protein binding; transcription coregulator activity
Source: RefSeq, a predicted model, not a curated record
AUGCUUACAGUUACAGCAGAUCUGACUGCUCUCGAGCUAGUUAGCUCAUGCCAGCAGAUUCGUGUGAACCAGUCAACUCCUGUAUCUGCAGCUGGCUUGAUUAUUUGACUUUCGCAGCCACUUUAGGGUUUGGGGCAUGGGUACAUAUUGAGGGUAUUGGUUGAUUAAUAUCUGACCAUUGUCACGUUUUGACUAGCGUUGGAGCGUCAUUGUGGAAAUGAAAGGUCUUGGCUAAUAGCGCUGUCGCGCGCAGGGAAGUGUUCACAGGUUCAAGUUUGUACCAUCAAUGAAGAGAAAAAGGGCAGACGGGCCGCAGCUCCCGCCCAUACCCCGUGGACUUUCUGAAGCUCAGGUACAGGAAAUGGUGAGCCAAAAAUUUUCUGAAAUCAUAAAAAAUCAGGACUCAACGCUUCAGAACCUGCAGAAGAAACUAAGCGAGAGUGAUGCAAUGAUGGAAGACCGAUUUAAACAGUUUAACGCUCAUAUCCAGAAGGUGAAGAGAAGAGGCGAUGCAGCCAUUGCGUAUAUGAAGCACCUCAAGUCUCAAGGAACGAUUCUCCCUGUGGGACAGAGUGCUGCCGGCGGUGCUGUCACCAACUCCAGGAUCAGCUGGGAAGGCAGGGAUUCUCCAGGCGUCUCCAGUGAAUCUGAAAGCCGAAGACAGCCUGUGGAGGGCUUCUGGCAGGCCCGGAAAGCCAAAAUUCAAACGGUGGACCUCACAUCAGAGGAAAUGUGUGAGUUUCCAGAAUCAAACAGGAAGACUGUUAAAACGCAGCCAGAUAGCUCGAUUUCUUUGAGUCCAGAAAAAUGUAACAUUUCUUCUCCACAACCCAUAAAACUGCCAGCAACUUAUGAUUCCUCUCAACACGUUACUACACCAUCUUCUCCUCGCACAUCCUCUCCUCUACCUAUUGUGAAGCAAGAGCCACAACUGCCUGCUGUAGCCAAAAAGAUAAAGACUGAAGAGGCAUCAUAUGAACCAGACUACCAGACUCCUCCCCCUUCUGUGAAGGAGGAGCCACAUUCUCCGAAGGCCAUUAUUGCAGCGAUAAAAAAGGAGGAGACGCCACAGGAUGACUGGAGGACGAAACUCCAGAGCUGUUUGCCAGACACGCCCUUUCCAGCAUCCUUACCGUUUGACGCCACCACAAAGAAUGUUCCCCAGAAACCCCUUCUGGUGGUGCGCUACCUUGAUACCAAGGACAAGCAUGGCAUCUUUGCCAAGGUGGAUGUGGAGCAAGUGGACCGCUACGGGGCCGAGAUGGACUGCUACCACGUCUAUGGUGCCCAGGAGGCCCUCGAUGGCACAAUCUCCCGUUGGCAGCUCGUCGGGAAUGUGAAGGCGACUCCCCUGCCCAUAUAUUUCCAGUUAUCCAUGAGCGACAGCAACCAGCGCCUCUUCUUCACAAUUGUUGGCAAAGACAAAUAUGGCCGAUAUGGACCAUACAGUGAAAUUCAAUUCAUCUGCAAGCCUACAACCUGAACAUUUUAAUUUCAGUGUGCUAUGUAAUUUAAAAAAAACAAAAUCCUCGAUUCCUUUUAAGUUCUUCAGUUUUUCACUUUCUGAGGUUGUUUCUUCUUUUUUCACUUUCUGAGGUCAUUUCAUUUGCAGUGUUUUUCAUGCAAAGAAAUUGUAUAUGAUUAAUAAAAAUUAUGAAUGAACCAUC